UGGGCUGCUGUCCCACGGGAUUUUUCUGCUCGACAUGCAUGUAAUAUGCGGAUUUAUAAAUACAGCUUACCAAGAGCCAAUCUGGAUAUAGAGGCAAUGCGUCGCGCUGGCGCAUUACUUGUUGGGACACAUGAUUUUAGGAACUUCUGUCAGCUAAUAUUUCAGGUCGAUAUGAAUGAGAAGCGUGUCACCAUGUCUUUCGUAAGAGAACUGUUCGAAGUCAGGAUAGAGUUAAUUAGGCAACUCGUAUCUGAAUUGCUCGAUGUUGAAAAGAAUCCAUGUCGUCCGCAUUAUGCUUUAGCUGUUGCAACUCCUCUUUGCCUCUAUGAAUGCAGAUUUUCAAACAAAGUGAGUGGCACAGUUACUGUGGAAGAAUUGUUGUUUUCUCACCACUUCUUAAGAGCAAGACUUAUCGAAAAUAUGGUUGAUGCGUUAACGGAUACACCGUUUGGUACUGGUAUUGAUCUAAAUAAAGGUCUACACGAGUUUACACAGAACUCAUUUCAGGAUCGACCCUUACCUGUACGUUACGUGAAAUUCGCUGACAGGAAAACGUGCGAUAGCCUCGAACAAAAACGUGAGAAACUUGAGAGGAAAAAGCAAGCAAUGAACUCCUCAGGUUGA
Haemonchus placei is the source of this 624-nucleotide messenger RNA. NCBI's taxonomy places the organism in Eukaryota, Metazoa, Nematoda, Chromadorea, Rhabditida, Trichostrongylidae. The record is from the annotation of a GenBank genome assembly.